Stylophora pistillata is the source of this 5822-nucleotide messenger RNA. Its product is annotated as phospholipid-transporting ATPase IA. The record is from RefSeq and is a predicted model, not a curated record. Gene Ontology annotation, cellular component: trans-Golgi network; plasma membrane. Gene Ontology annotation, molecular function: ATP hydrolysis activity; ATP binding; magnesium ion binding. Lineage: Eukaryota; Metazoa; Cnidaria; Anthozoa; Scleractinia; Pocilloporidae. Gene Ontology annotation, biological process: phospholipid translocation.
UAACAUUACCUGCUUGGAUACCAAAAAGUAAAACUGUUGGUACAGUGUAUCAUGCUGUAUAUUAAGAUGAAGAGAUAAAUUUGGCCGCAAUUCAAGUUUUCUAAGCUCCAUCUCUCCGCACUUAAUUUUACUUGGCAGCGGAAACGUAUCUUCCGGGCCAAUACGAGCGAGGUCUGGGCUUAUUCCACUUCGUUGCUUCUUUGGCGAGCAACAUGAAAACGAUUGUGCUUUCCUCACGCUGAAACAUGGCAGCUAAAGCAGCCUACAGACCUGUAGCCAAGAGAAGUUCAUCAGAGCUGAUUGACGUUUUAGAUAACUCGGAAACCAGUCCUACGGAUAAUUAUGGAUCUCUUAAGAAUGAUGUUACUGAUGGUUCAGAAGCAGAGCGAGUCAUCAUCAUUAAUAAACCACAAACUCAGCAGUUUUGCAACAAUAAGAUUAGCACUGCCAAGUACAACUUCUUGACAUUUCUUCCCAAGUUUCUUCUUGAACAGUUUAGUCGAUAUUCCAAUGUUUUCUUCUUGUUUAUUGCACUUCUGCAGCAAAUAGAUGAUGUGUCUCCAACUGGGCGUUACACCACAGCUGUUCCUCUUCUCUUUGUUCUUUCUUGCUCUGCUGUGAAAGAGAUCAUAGAAGAUUAUAAAAGACAUCAAGCAGAUGACCAAGUUAACAAUCGUAGGGUUAAAGUUCUUAGAGAUAAUACCAUGCAGUCCUUACUAUGGACAGAGGUCCAAGUUGGGGAUAUAGUGAAGGUGGUCAAUGGACAAUUUUUUCCAGCAGACCUUAUUCUAGUUUCAUCAAGUGAGCCAAUGGGAAUGUGUUAUAUAGAAACAUCAAAUCUUGAUGGAGAAACUAACUUAAAGAUCAGACAGGCCUUACCUCUGACUGCAAAAAUGACGUCACUUCUAGAGAUUCGUUGUAUGCAAGGAAGAGUGGAGUGUGAAGGGCCAAAUAAUCGACUUUAUGACUUUGUUGGAAAUAUCACUCUUCAAACUCAAAAAUCAGUACCAGUUGGUCCAGAGCAAAUCUUGCUUAGGGGAGCUAAUCUAAGGAACACACAGUGGAUAUUUGGUCUUGUUGUCUAUACUGGACAUGACUCCAAACUUAUGCAGAACUCCACAGCUGCUCCAAUCAAGAGGUCAAAUGUAGAUCACACUACCAACAUUCAGAUCUUGUUCUUGUUUGGGCUGCUUCUUGUCUUGGCUCUCUGUAGCACCAUUGGGUUCAAGAUUUGGACAGAUAACCAUCGGGACACUGAUUGGUACCUUGGAUAUUCUGGUAAAAAAGCCCAGAAUCUUGGCAUGUCGUUCCUGACGUUUAUCAUAUUGUUUAAUAACUUGAUCCCCAUCAGCUUGACAGUCACACUUGAGGUUGUGAAGUUCAUUCAAGCCAUCUUCAUAAACCUAGAUAUUGACAUGUACUAUGACAAGACAGAUACACCAGCAAUGGCGAGAACUUCAAAUCUGAAUGAAGAGUUAGGGCAGGUGAAGUACAUUUUUUCAGACAAGACAGGCACGCUAACAAGGAAUGUGAUGGAGUUCAAAAAAUGUUCCAUCGGAGGAAUCAGUUACAGUGGUGGAAGAGAUACGUUCAUGGAUCCAGCUCUGUUGGAUAAUCUUAGAGAGCACCAUCCGACAGCUUCUGUGAUUCGAGAGUUUUUGACGUUACUAGCCGUAUGCCAUACAGUUGUUCCAGAAAGAGAACCAGGAAAUCCUGAUAAGAUUGUUUAUCAAGCCGCCUCUCCAGAUGAAGGUGCUCUGGUGAAAGGAGCUAAAAAGCUAGGAUUCUCGUUCAACGUCAGGACUCCUACAUCAGUGAUUAUCAACGCGAUGGGCCAGGAAGAGGUGUACGAGGUUCUAAAUGUUUUAGAAUUUAACAGCACUCGUAAGAGGAUGUCAGUGAUUGUUCGAACCCCAGAAGGAAAAAUCAAGUUGUACUGCAAGGGAGCUGAUACAGUAAUCUUCGAGAGGAUGCAAGAGAAACAGAUGUACAUGGAUAGCACGGUAGAGCACUUGGAGGACUUCGCUAAAGAGGGCUUACGCACUCUUUGCAUUGCAAUGGCCGAGCUGGAACCAGAAGAGUUUCAGCGCUGGAGUGACAUCUACUACAAAGCUUCUACAAGCUUAGAAAACAGGGAGAAGAACGUAGAUGACGCCGCUGAACUUAUUGAGAAGAAUUUGUUCCUGUUGGGCGCCACGGCCAUUGAGGAUAAGCUGCAAGAAGGUGUCCCAGAAAGUAUUGCUGCACUUGCUGAUGCCGACAUCAAGAUCUGGGUUCUCACCGGUGACAAGCAGGAAACUGCCAUCAACAUUGGUUACGCUUGCCGUUUGCUGACUCCGGAGAUGAAGCUGUUAAUCUGUGGCGAGGAGACACUGGAUACUUUGUUGCAUGGAUUAUCAGAUGAACUCAAGUUGAGUUUCUUAGAACUUGCUCUCGGUUGUAAAGCUGUCAUCUGCUGCAGAGUGUCUCCUCUACAGAAGGCUCAAGUUGUCCGACUCGUAAAGCAGCACGUAAAGGAUGCCAUUACUCUUGCUAUUGGCGAUGGAGCCAAUGAUGUGGGCAUGAUUCAGGCGGCCCAUGUCGGCGUGGGUAUCAGUGGAGUUGAAGGUCUGCAGGCUGCCAGCGCUUCAGACUACGCCAUUGCACAGUUCCGUUACCUGAACAAGCUGUUGUUUGUCCAUGGAGCAUGGAGUUACCAAAGAUUGGCCAAACUUAUUCUCUACUCUUUCUACAAAAAUGUCUGCCUGUAUGUCAUAGAGCUUUGGUUUGCGCUUGAUAAUGGAUUUUCCGGCCAAAUCCUGUUCGACAAGUGGUGUAUUGGUAUUUACAAUGUGGUUUUCACUUCAGUUCCCCCAUUGGCUAUUGGCCUGUUUGAUCGGACAGUGACGUCAGAGAGCAUGCUCAAAUACCCCAAGUUAUACAAAGAGUCACAGAAUGCCGAGAUAUACAACACUAAGGUAUUUUGGAUGUGGAUCGCGGCGUCUGUCUACCAUUCCUUGCUGUUGUUUUAUCUUCCUUGUUUUAUGCUCAGACACGAAGCCCCUUUCAGUGAUGGAGUUAUUGUGGGCGAGUGGUUCUUAGGAAAUGUUGUAUACACGCUAGUCGUCAUCACGGUUUGUAUAAAAGCAGGAAUGGAACUGGACACCUGGAAUUGGUUGUGUCACGUGGCCAUUUGGGGCAGUAUCGCCAGCUGGUUCAUUUUCCUGUUAAUUUACUGUAUUCCUGAUAUCGCCCUCUAUAUUGCUCCUCACAUGAUUGGACAGGAUCGUAUGCUGUACUCCUGUAUCGUAUUUUGGAUUUCUCUGUUUAUCAUACCGAUGAUAACACUGCUGUUGGACUUCUUGUACAAAAUAUUUCGAAGAACAUUUUACAAAACUCUGAAAGAAGAAAUUCAGGAAGUUGAAGCUGAGCAUGGAGAUCCAAGUCGUUUAAUUAUGUCAGAUCAUGCCAUAAACACACAAAUAUGGUCACGAAAUGAAGCGUUUGAGGACAGAAAAGACCGUGGUGCUUCGGCGCUUGGAUUUGCCUUUUCUCAAGAAGAGGAUGCUCGAGUGGGACAGGCGGAGCUUAUUCGUCGUUAUGAUACCACUUUGAAGAAACCUCGAGGCGAUUGAACCACUGAUCCUGAUCUACCAUACGUUUGAGUUGUAAAAAAUAUUAUUGUCAAUUUUUUUUUUUCAUAAAAAAGUUUGUAUAUUAUUUAGAGGGUAUUUCGUACCCUUUUUGUUCAAGGAAUAUCAAUGUUUCCGGAUAAUAGAAAUCGUCUUAAUUCUAAAUUUAAAUUUAUGAACUAAGGAAUAUUGUUGUAUUAUAUUUUUUUUGUCGCACAAGAAAAUGAUAAGUUUGUUUUUGGCCGAAUCUCGUCUUUUAUGCGGUAUGAGACGUUUUCUAGACCGUCAUUAGUUACAGGUAUGUUGCUAGGUAACGUGACCUUACUAAAUGACGUGAAGCCGACAUGAAGCUGACACAAGCCUCUGAUUGGACGUUACGAGUCGGAUAGCGUUCGUGUCUCUUGACGGAGAUUUUCCGAAAAUGAUACUUAUGCUGUGAAGUGGUAUCAGUAGAAUUCACAGAAAACGAGAGAUUUUGUGGAAAAAAAGCACCAUUGUACCUACUGGCAUUUAAUUUAAGCAUUCUUGCACGCUGUCUAACACAGUCUUUUCACUGUAUGAAACGUUUAUUUUUCUGUAUGAUAAUAUUUUUUGGAGAAUAGUUAAUUUGAAAACUUGAUCAAACAAAAACUAGAGCUGUGGGAACACUAAGACAAGGAUAAGGUUCGUUGUUUAUCCAAACUAGUCGUGGCUUGAUUGUUCGAAGUUCUUUGACUCUCGCGAGGAGUCUGGCGACAAAUUUUGACAAACUCCAGGAGAGAAUUACGCAGCAGGCUCCACCAAAAGAAAAAAAAAAACGGCACCUGGUAGAUAAAUGGUUCUUUUCAUUAAACUGGUGUACUUCCCUUUGAUGAUAUCAUUCUCAAACAACAGACGGCGGAAACCAUAUUUUUGAUUUUGUUGCUGUUUUUUCCUCUCCGCUCACCCUGAGCUGAGUUGGACAGAUUUUAGUGAAAGGCAGCUGCUACGCAUUUGUUAAGAACUAAAAUCAGCUCUAGUUCUCGCUUGAUCCAAGUGUUUAAAAUUUUUUGCAUUUUAUAUGUUAAGCUUCUAAUUUGUCAGAUUAACAGAGGGCAUGUUGUUUAAUGUAGUUUAGUUUGUGUUGCCUGCAGAGGAGAAAAGAACAGAUAAGUUAUAGAGAUUUAUGUGAUAGUCACUUACAUGAAAUAAUGUCAGUAGGAGGUUUCGCCUCAUUGAAAGUUUGCCUUUAACGAGUUCGCGCUCCACCACGCUGAGUUUACCCCCCAUCCACCCCCCUACCCCCACCCCCUUCCUUAGUGGAAAAGAACUGCUCGGUGUUAUCCCAUCACGCCAUCCAAAUAAACGUAAUAUUGAGGCGGAUAUCCAAGCAUCGAGUUUAAAAACCUUUAAGUUGAUCGUGGAGCACUAAGAGUCAGUUUAGUUUUUAGGCAAAUCGCUUAACUGCCUGUACCUACGAAGCAAAAAGUUUGGAUGUUGAUCGAGCUGUUCAGUGGUUUGAUCUGAGAGGAAAAACGUUUAACCGAAAAGAGAAUCCAAUGAGUGAAAAGACUUAGAGGCAAACUUGGUGUUUUUGAAAGGGCGAACUUGUCGUAAUGGGAGCAAACUUGCCGUGCGGCGAAACCUCCUUAGCUCAUUAUUUGGUCAAAAGCAUUCAAAUGAUCUUCGAGUUGACAGAAAAAUAAUUCGAAAUUUUAAUGUUUUGUUACUUUAGGUAGGGCUCUAAACUGGCUUCCUUUCCUGUCUUUAAACACUUUUAGAACUGUUUCCGUUUUUUCACAUAGAAAUGGUCGAUCGAAAUCGAAAUGUUUUCUCAUUACCGAAAAAGGGAAUUAGCACUUAAAAUAUAAUUUGAUAUGAAUCGAAAAAACUAUUUAAUUAGUUAUGAAUGAAAAAGUUAAAGAUGUUAAACUUUUCCCUUUUUGAUUGGAGACUGCAUCGUUUGUAUUAUGUUUACAAAACAUUUUUAAUGGAAAUAUUUACGUGGAGUUUAUACCAAUCACUACUUUGUAAUCUCUAAGUUCUGUGGUUGGAUCGUUUUUGUUCCAUGUAUUCAGUGUUCCUCUUGUUGUCACUGAGCAUUGCAUAUUAUGAGACGAUAGAUAAGGUAAAAUAAGUAGUUGUUGACAUGUACUAUUACUACUUACGCUAAAAUGGACUGAUGAGCUAUGUAAACAGUAAAGUGAAGUCUAAACGAAUGAUGAAUCUCCUAUGUGGAUGUUUAUUUAUUUU